This is a messenger RNA of Globicephala melas (long-finned pilot whale), 947 nucleotides long. The record is from RefSeq and is a predicted model, not a curated record. NCBI's taxonomy places the organism in Eukaryota, Metazoa, Chordata, Mammalia, Artiodactyla, Delphinidae.
AUGGCCCGGGGCGUCCACGCGGGGGCGGUCUCCGUGGUGGCCGUGCCUGGGGGCGCGGUAGGCCGAGAACUCCCCCGGGAGAGGUGGUGUGGGUGGAGCGGGCUCGGCGGCCACCCGACACGGGGCCAGUCUGGGUGCCCCGCAGGCCCCCGAGGGCUCAGAGUUGGGGCGGCGCCUCGGGCGGAGGCACAGGACCAGCCUGGGGGGUACCCCCGGAGGACAGGGGCUCCCCGGAGCCACCCAGUGGCGAUGUGUGGGUGCCUCGGGGCCGACCCCCUGCGGCAGCCGCAGAGGUGUGGGUUUGCUGGGCGGGAGGCAAUUGGGUGUGGCGUGAAUGGGGUCGCCCGGUUGGGGCAACUGCUGCGCAGCCAGAUAGGGUUUGGACUUUGCGGAAAGGGACAGGGGGGAAUUGAAGAGCAGAGCUGGGGACUGGGAGGGACGGAAGGGCAGGGGGUGAGCAAAGGGGCUGGACCCUGGCUGCUGUGGCCUCCCCUGACCCCCUCCCCCCGCUGCUGGGGUCCUCGGGCAAGCCCCCUUCUCCCUGGACUGAAACAUGAGGCUGAGCUGGGUCCUGACAGUAUUGUCCAUCUGCCUGAGCGCCCUGGUCACGGCCGCCGGGGCCGAGGGCAAACGGAAGCUGCAGAUCGGAGUCAAGAAACGGGUAGACCACUGUCCCAUCAAAUCACGCAAAGGGGACGUCCUGCACAUGCACUACACGGGAUGUGUGAGGGGGAAAAGCGGAAGCUGGUGAUCCCAUCAGAGCUAGGGUACGGAGAACGGGGAGCUCCCCCAAAGAUUCCAGGCGGUGCAACCUUGGUGUUCGAGGUGGAGCUGCUCAAAAUCGAGCGACGUUCAGAACUGUAGCCAAACUGGGGAGGGCUGGGGGAGAGGCCCCCAUCUGGGACCAGACUGUUUGUUUAAAGAAAGAAAAAAAACUUUAAAGCCCA